Heterobilharzia americana is the source of this 1115-nucleotide messenger RNA. Lineage: Eukaryota; Metazoa; Platyhelminthes; Trematoda; Strigeidida; Schistosomatidae. The record is from the annotation of a GenBank genome assembly.
GGAGUACUUUGCUUCAGCGCAAUGUCUAAACAGUUGCGUUACCGUAACAUGAUUUUCUUCUUUGGCCUGUGUUGAUAUCUAUGCCUUUGAAUUCCUCAAGACAAACGAGCCGGUAGUUAUUUCUUGAAAUGGAUAGCAAGUACUACGACCUUGACAUUCCUCUUGAGGCAGUGAAUGCAUGUCUUCUUGCACGAAUUUUCGACUGUGGAUAUCAGUAUGUGGCAGUCAACCAGCGUGUGUCAAUCGACGACUUCAAUUUCAACGUCAAAUCAGAAUCUGUCGUCCGAAAGAAAAGCAAAGAAGAAAGACAAACCAUGCGUCUGGAUCUCACCGCAAAGCUGGAACCACCAUCCACAGAAAUGCUUGAAAAGCACAUUGAGGAAAGUAGUGUCUAUCGAGCAUCAGUAUCUUCUCCUACUGUAUCGUGUAAGCCACGGAUUUUCAAACGCCUGACACUACAAUGUAAUAGUGCCGAGAAUGCUGGCCUGUUCUUCCGUCAAUUUGAGAACAAACUUAAUUCUUUUGAUAUCGUGAGUUUCUGUCCCACAUCAAACGAAGCUCUUGCGUAUGCAUGUGAAAAGGCUGUAAACAUCGACCUUAUCACGGUUGAUCUCACAAAAUCAAGUGAAAUCCGUCUUCUAAGCAAGCAAUGCAACUUGAUGAUGUCAAAAGGUAUCCACCUUGAAUUCCAACUUGCACCAGUACUUCGUUCAUCUUCGAGUACCUAUAGUGCACGUUCAGUCUUAUCACAAUACUUUAGCAGUUUGCUUUGCUUAUCACGAAAAUCGUUUGUCAACAUGAUAGUUGUCAGCUCCGGAGCUUCCUGUGGUUGGGAAGUUCGUCGACCAGUGGCAGUAUCGGCCAUGCUAAGCUGUCUUGGAUUACAACCUCGGGAAGCUACUCAUUCCUGUCUUACUAAAGCACCUUUCGCUGUUGUAACUCAUGGUCUUAUGCGAAGCAAAACUGCACAUGGUGCAGCUGCACUUUUAAAGCUAUUGUCAAUGCCAAAUGUUUCAUCAAUUUCUGUUAAACCCUGUGUAAAUAAACAAUCUGCAGAAAAUGACUCUGGUGAAAGUAAACUACCGUGUAAAAAGAUAAAACUGAUGUAAUGAUUA